AUGGACGAUGGUAGAGUUAACGAAAAGAAGAUACCGAGACGUCGGAAAUUCAUCUCGUUGGAGACAAAGUUGAACGUUAUCAAGAGGUUCGAGAGAGGCGAACGCCUGAUGCACAUUGUGCGAGAGGUGGGCUUGAACGAGGCCACGUGUAGAACGAUCAGGAACAACGCGGAUCGCAUAAAAGCGAGCUGCGUGAACGUGUCUCCGCUCGGUGCGACACAGAUCAGCCACUCCAGAUCCAUGAUAAUGAUAGCGAUGGAACACAGAUUGACUUCUUGGAUUAAGGAGAGAUCUCCGUCGGACGAAGGCGUAUCCAUGCAGAUGAUCCAGACCAAAGCUUUGGAGUUAUACGAGGAGUUGAGGCCUAGUUAUCCGGAGGACGAUGUUAAAACGUUUCUGGCGAGUCACGGCUGGUACACGCGCUUCAAGAAGCGUCUGGAUUUCAACAAUGAAGACGAAAGAACCAUGGACGUGACGGUUAACAAACCGGAGGUUAAAGAAGAAGUGAUCGAUUACGUUGAAGAGAACGAAGAGAUCGAGAGCUUCGAAGAGCUGUUCAGGAAAGUGGUCUCUUCCGGUGGAUACAGCUCCAAACAGAUCAUCAAUUUAGCAGAAACUGGACUGUUUUGGAACACGCUUCCAGCGAACACCCUCGUCAAUCUGCAAAGAGACAAAUGCAGCCUUCUCUUGGGAGGAAACGCCAACGGAGAUUUGAAACUCAAACCCUUGAUGAUCUACCAUUCUUCCAAUCCGCAACCUUUGACUGGUUAUUCAAAAGAUCAUCUUCCUGUGAUUUGGCGUUCCAGUCCCGACGGUCAUCUAUCACCCAACAUCUUUUUAGAGUACUUCAACAUCUAUCUGCAGCGCGAAAUGAAGGAUUACUGCGAGCAACAAGACAUCGACUUCAAAGCUCUGCUCAUCAUACAGAAUUCCCCGAAUUACCCCGAAAACAUUUUCGAUCUCUCCAAGAACAUCAAGGUCCUCUUCAUACCGCCCAACGUGCAACAUUUGAUCCAACCCAUGGGUCAAGGUAUCUGCACCACCUUCAAAUCUCGUUACCUCGUGAAGAUCUUCGAGAAGUUUUCCAACGAACUUCAUCUCACGAAUCUGCAAUACGUCUGGACGGAUUUCAACAUCAAGAACGCUGUUGAUUUGGUUGCGGACGCUUGGAACGACAUCAGCCCCGUGCAUCUCAAUUCCAUGUGGAAGAAUCUUUGGCCGGAAUGCGUUUACUCGUACGACAACAUGUUUGUUUCUUCGUUAUCCGAAGCGAUUUCUACCAUCAUCAAUGCUUCAAAAAAUCUCGGUUUUAGUGAUUUUUGCGAAGACAAUAUCAGUGAAUAUCUGCAUUACCACGACAAUGAGUUUAUCGGGGAAGAGCUUGAAUGCGCGAAGAGGAAAAUCGACGCUGCUGCUGCUGAUGAUGAGAAGACUGUACGUGUUUUAAGCUUAGAUAAAUUGACGACAGCUUUUGGUUUGAUGGAAGAGGCUUUGAAGAUCUUCGACGAGAACGACUCGGAUCGUCAACGAAGCACCAAAGUCUCCAAAACCGUAAACGAAUCCAUCUCUUGCUACAAGAAUCUUCUCAAAGAAAAGCUAAAUCAUUGUAAUUUUUAA
Molecule: messenger RNA, 1617 nt
Organism: Nicrophorus vespilloides
Lineage: Eukaryota; Metazoa; Arthropoda; Insecta; Coleoptera; Silphidae
Product: tigger transposable element-derived protein 1-like
Exons: 1
Coding region: 1-1617 (538 amino acids)
Cellular component (GO): nucleus
Molecular function (GO): DNA binding
Source: RefSeq, a predicted model, not a curated record